Messenger RNA from Clupea harengus (Atlantic herring), 1876 nucleotides. RefSeq names its product protein ABHD15. Gene Ontology annotation, molecular function: short-chain carboxylesterase activity; monoacylglycerol lipase activity. The record is from RefSeq and is a predicted model, not a curated record. NCBI's taxonomy places the organism in Eukaryota, Metazoa, Chordata, Actinopteri, Clupeiformes, Clupeidae. Gene Ontology annotation, biological process: lipid metabolic process.
CUCCUUCUUUUACUUUGCUGCUGUUAGUCAGUCAGUCUCUGUGCCAGGGUGUUCUGUGAGGACAAAUAAACACACUCACACAGCGCUUGGCACCACCGCCCAAUCACCUCCGGUGGCCAUGUGGGACUCGCUCCUCUGCCUCUUCCCCUCCCUGCUCCUGUUCCUCGUGGCAGUUCUCCUGCACUGGUCACCGGUGCGCGUCCUGCUAGAACGCAGCUUGAGGUGGGCAACCUGGAUCCUGUGGAGGGCGGCCUGCUGGGUUCUAGAACUCCCGACGCCGAUGCGAGGCGAGCGGAACGACGGACUGUCGGACGCAGACAAUGCGCAGCCCCGUCUGGUGUGCAAGCCCACAGCGCUGGCCCACCACCUCCUCCUCCACUGCCACACUCUCCGGCGUCCCUUGCUGGCUGCCUGGCCUCAGGGCGACCCUCAUCUGCAAACCCUUUCCAGCCUACUGUGGCCAGUAGAGGACACUGCUGGUGGCAAGGUGCACUUCACCCGAGACCACCUUCUCCUCAGCGACGGGGGAAUCGUGGCCCUGGACUGGGCCGUGGGGCUGAAGGAGGAGCCUCUACUGGGUGCGAAAUGUGAGCAGCACCCUGGGGCAUGCAGGGGCGUGGGCUGCCGCAGUAGCCCUCCGAUCCUCCUCUUUAUCCCCAACUGCCUGGGUGUGGUGACCCCCCACCUCCAGCGCCUGUGCUCCCUGGCACUGCACCAGGGCUUCUACCCCGUUGUUUUCCACCGGCGAGGUCAGGGCAGCUGUCCGCUGACGACGCCCCGCUUCCAGGAGUUCGGGGACCCCCAGGACCUGGUGCAGGCCGUGGCCUACCUCCGCAGCAGGCACCCGAACACCACGCUCCUGGCUGUCAGCGAGGGCUCUGGUUCAGGGUUGCUGCUCUCCUACCUGGGCGAGUGCGGAUCCUCCUCCUACCUGACGGCUGCCGCCUGUAUCUCACCGGUGCUGCACGGACAGCUAUGGUUUGAAAUGCAGCUGCCGUCUCUCUACCAUUGGGGAGCGCUAUUCUACCGCAAGCUACAGAUCAGCAGGUAUGCCAAUGCUCUGAGCUCUUUGAUGGAUGUUGGACAGCUCCUGGGUUGCAGGUCUCUCAGGGGCGUGGAGGAACGGAUGUUCUGUGGCACCACCAAGUCAGCCACAGGAGAGGACCGAGGCCCAGCUGAGGCAGCUCAGGACUGGGAGGCUUACUGGGAGCGCAAUGAGCCCCUGCGGGAUGCGGACGAGGUGGCGGUGCCUGUGCUCUGCCUGAGCAGCGCCGACGACCCUCUCGUGCCCCCGGCCUCCAGCCUACCUACCUCCCUCUUCCGCAACAGCCCCUACUUCCUCCUGGCGCUCACCACCAGUGGUGGGCACUGCGGCUUCGCCCAAGCCGGCAAGAGCACAACCUCCUGGAGCCACGAGGCCGUGCUGGAGUACUUCCGGGUGGUGAGCGACUUCCUGAAGAGGGAGGAGAGGAGGAAGAGGAGCAGGGCCCAGGGGCAGGAAGUGGGGAGGCAGGCCCAGGGGUCGAGGCCCGGGAACGUCGCCGCCCGGGAGCGGCGCAGGAAGGCGGUGCUGGCGGUGCGCAGGGAGAGACAUCUGACGCAUCAGCCUGCCCAGAGCGAGCUCACAGAGGACCUCUUCAACUGGAACAGGUCUUACACACGCUGACACGGAAAAAUUGAGCUGUAGAAAUGUAUAUUGACAGAAGACAAUGGCUGUAGAAAUGUGUAGCGAUAAAGAUAAUGGCUGUAGAAAUGUGUAGCGAUAAGAGAAUGGCUGUAGAAAUGUGUAGCGAUAAAAGAGAAUGGGACAAGGAACAAACUGUGGUAGGAUGGAAAAUAUGAAAACAUUCAAUAAAGUGUGAUAGAUGAUGCUGUA